Molecule: messenger RNA, 4240 nt
Organism: Dreissena polymorpha
Lineage: Eukaryota; Metazoa; Mollusca; Bivalvia; Myida; Dreissenidae
Exons: 9
Coding region: 404-4240 (1278 amino acids)
Source: RefSeq, a predicted model, not a curated record
AAUAGUGGAAAGUAACCUCGUCUAUAACUUCCGCCUUCAACCGUUUGUGAUCAGAAAUGUGUUUUUACCAUUUUUACACGAAAAACACGCACUUUGAUAUCGGCGGUAUCAGGUGUUAACGUUAUUGGUGUACACAAGCCAUCUCAAACCGAGACCCAUGAGCCUGAGACGGAGGCAUGAGAACUGUAGUGUGCCCCUGCAUGCACAACAACAACAACACUAAUUUUCUUAUUUUCCUACCGACAAGAACUGAAAUGUUAUUUUCAAGGACAAAUAAAGCAACCAAGAUAACAUGAUCAGAGGAUGCUCAUAGACAAGAACAUUUACGACGUGCCAUAAUACCAUCUACUCCUCGGUUGUCCACAAACUAACUCUACUGAAUGGUUCAUUUAGUCUCCUGGGGAUGGCUGCCGACACCAACAUCUUCACCGAUAAGCAGACCAAUAACUGGUUCAAAGCGUGCAUUGCCCUCAAUUUGACAAAGGAUGGAUUGACUGACCUUGUUGUGACGGAAUUAUUAAACGUCCAAACAAAAGUUGGUAGAAGUUGUGGACAAUGCUUUAUUCAAAAUCUUAUACCGUGUCCAACUCAGGACGUGUGUAAAAAGAGGAAAAGAAACAACUGUUCUUUCCACAAUUCACAACAACCAAAGUCAUGCCAAACAUGUGAUAAAGUGAAACAAAAUAUCACAUUGUUACACAGAUUUAAAGGUCCUAGUUGGGCAAACACUAAAGCUGAAUUAUGGGCGACGGAUCCGUGGGAAAUCGGUAAAUGCUACCUCCCACGGGACGGAUAUAGCAGCGUAUCAUCUGUGCAAGAAUCUGACGUCAAUGGUGUGGUUAGCAUUGUGUUGAACUGCACACAUUUCCAGACAUGCCUCUCCGCCGCAUGUCUAUCACCGCCACCACCUGAUAAGCAAUGCCCGCUAGAAAAGGUCCGACAAAUAGGCCGAGAUGUACGCCAUACUGCCGACUGCAAGGUUACAGAUGCUGAUCUGCAGUACUUCUUUCUGACACUGACCACCCUACUAGCGGAUCCAGUCCACUUAUUGCAUGAUACCUCAGCGACAGAAGCGCGCGUAAAACUCAGUGAUUUGCAGAAUGAUCGUCUUUCACUUGUUGAUUUGGGCAAGAUGUUGAAAGAAGCAAAUCAGACCCUCACACAUGCAAAAGAGGCCGGAGAACGUUUUUCCGAAGAGGCUGAAAGGACCCUGAAAGAAGGACUGAAUACCUUAGAAGCUAAAAUACAGGCUGGGAAAGAACGCCUUGAAAACAAAACACAAACUAGUGAACAACGAAUUGAAAAAAAGGCACAUUCUGGUGAACAACGCAUUGAAAACAAGACACAGGCUGGAGAACAACGCAUUGAAAACAAGACACAGGCUGGAGAACAACGCAUUGAAAACAAGACACAGUGUGGAGAGCAAAGCAUUGAAAACAAGACACAGGCUGGAGAACAAAGCAUUACAAACAAAGCACAGGCUGGAGAACAACGCAUUGAAAACAAGACACAGGCUGGGGAACAGAGCAUUGAAAACAAGACACAGGCUGGAGAACAAAACAUUGAAAACAAAGCACAGGCUGGGGAACAGAGCAUUGCACACAAGACACAUGCUGGAGAACAAAGCAUUGAAAUCAAAACACAGGCUGGAGAACAAUGCAUUGAAAACAAGACAAAGGCUGGCGAACAAAGCAUUGAAAACAAGACACAGGAAAGCAUCAACCGCAUAAAUCAAGCAGAGUUUGGAAAGGAGCUAGACGAAUACGAGCGUGGUGUAACAGAUUUUCGCGACCGGUUGAUAAAGUUCUAUACGACGACGAAGAAAACUGUGCCUGUUUCACCACUAAGUGAGGGUCGUGACAAACCCAUCUCGGAUGUCUUUGUGCAACCGAAAUUGAGCCACGUUACAAUAGAGAAAGAUGGAUCUAGAAAGAAAACGGGAAACCCGGUUAACCAAUACAAAGCCUUACUUUAUAUAGACGAAAAGCUAAGUAGCCGUGUAUUUGUUCAAGGAGAACCGGGGAUGGGGAAAACUACAUUCCUCACUAAACUGGCUCUUGACUGGUGUGAUGCAGUGUCUGAGCACAAUCCUGAUCACAGGCCUACAUUUAGUGAUGUCGAAACAUUGAAGGAAUUCCGGUUUCUCUUUCAAAUAUCACUACGAGAUGCAAGGGACCAACGGGAGGUUAUAGAGAUGAUUAAAACACAAAUUAUCGACAUGAUAUACCCUGGUGAAGUAAAACGUGAAGAGACCGUUAAGCUUUUACCACAUAUCCUAGAACGAGAGACGUACAUCGUUUCUAUGGAUGGGCUUAAUGAAUGGGUUGAUCGUUUAAAUCAAUUUGUUAUACCGUUACUUGCACAAUGGCAUUCAAAGUGUGUGUCCAUUAUUACAUCACGGCCAUGGAAAAUGGCGGAUGAGCGAAUCAAAGAUUCUGAAAUAAAAAAAAUAAUAGAAGUUGAAGGAAUAAUUGAUACAGAAGAACUAGCAAAUAAAGUUAUAAACAGUCUUCAAACUGGUAAUGUGAAGACAACCCCUGAAUUCAUGAAGUACGUGAACGAACGUCAAUUUGGGAAUUUGUUGAAGUCACCCUGGCUGCAAACUCUGUUAGUCAAUUGUUGGAUGAACAAGACGGAAUUGAGUGGCUCCUUGUGUGAAAUAAAUUGUAUUUUACUAGACACACUUUUUAAAAAUGCACGUGCAAAAAAGGGAUAUUUUCAAAAAGGAAAAUCGUUUCAGUGUUUAACAAAUACAAGUUUUAUUCAGCGGCAGAUCAAUAUUUUUGAUGCACUUGCGAAUGUUGCAUUUGAUUUUACGUUUUCAUCGAGUAAAUCUCCAGUGUUCACCGAACGGGGAGUAUUGAAUCACAUGUCAGAAAAGCAGUUGAAUUUUUGUCUUCAUGCUGGUGUUUUUACGAAAAGAUACAGCUCCAAUAUAGCAGGUCAGAAUGCACAGUUUUCAUUUUUACACGAGACUUUACAGGAAUUUAUGACUGCCUAUCAUAUCGCAAAUUCCAAGCAGGACCUUAAAAAACAGUUCCGAACCGGAUCUAAAUAUAAUGUUUUAGAGAUGAGCCAGACCAUAAUUUAUCUAUGUGGACUCGACUGUAAAAAAGCUAAUACUCUUAUUAAUUGUCUGGUUGACGACGAGUUCCUCAAAGCCAUAAGCCACGGAGUGCGCAUGUACAUUAUGGGAUUUUAUAAUCAGGAAAACUUAUUAGCAUUUCAGGACGACAAUGGCACAAGAAGGAACGUUUUAAAAUCAAAUAAUGAUAACAUGGAUUACGGCGCACGUUGCGUCGCACUAUCAGUCUUGUUCCAGCGCAUGAUCAUUGCUGGAUGCAUAGAAGCAACUGCCAGCGGUGAAAAGGAAAUUUGCUUGAAUUGUAGAGACUUCAUAUUCAAUCAGAAUCUAUCUGAGUCCGAUUCAAAUGCGUUAGAACGGCUUUUAUUGUACAACUGUGCAGAUGUGCGGUCACUUAUUGUAGAAAGUAAUUGUCUACAAAUAAGCGAAAUAUUGACAGUCAUACUCAAAUCCAAACAUUGUCUUACACGUGUUAAGAUAACAAUGACACCGGAAAUAAGUAAAGCAUUACAUCAUACGAGCAUACAGGAGCUGAACUGUAUCGGACAAUUUGACGUAUCAUCAUGUUCCUAUGUUCUGCCGUCCCUGUCUCAAUUAACAUAUUUGAGAAUAGAAGACACAAGCUUUUUGCAAGAUAUAUCUCUUCCUGAAACAAUACAAACCAUUUUCUUGUCGAAAUGCGAAUGUUCAUCUGAAUGGCUGUGCACCUUGUUGAUCACGCUCUCUUCAUUAGAUCAUCCUGUCGAGUGUGAGCUGUGGGAUGUUGUAUUGCAGUUAAGUGAAGACAUCCGUGGAGACGAAGCGCAUACACAUAUAUCGGACUUGCGAUCUGAAAUACUGUCACAUGACCUGUCAAACAUUGAGUUAUUCGUGAAAAAUGGCAGUAAGGAACUGUUUGAACUAUUACGUGAUACUAGUAUUAGGAUCCUUAAACUGAUGACGGAUAAUUGUGCCUCAUUAGCAUCCGAGAUUCUUCACACGCUGAAUAAGCUAACUGAGCUUUAUUUGCUGGGAACCUAUACGGGUAGAUGUGAUCUGAGACUGCCUGUGUCAUUGCAGUGUAUAAGUCUGCCGGAAGAUCAUCCUGUCAAGUGUGAGCUGUGUGAUGCAUUGCAGUCAAGUGAAGACAUCCGUGGAGACGAAGCGCUCAAGUGA